AUGGCACUUCUUGUUGACCUGUGCGACCAAUUGAGCGGCGAAUUGGCCCCCGUGCACGUUCCGCGGGUUCUGGCCGUUGCCGGCUCCGACUCGUCGGGCGGCGCAGGCAUCGAGGCCGACGUCAAGACCAUCACCGCGCACAAGUGCUACGCCGUGACCUGUAUCACGGCUCUCACGGCGCAGAACUCUCUUGGCGUGCACAAUGUCACCGUGACGCCCGCGCAAACCGUGGAGCAGGUGCUGGUGGCCAUUGCCGACGACCAGAUCGCGCUCGACGCUAUCAAGCUCGGAAUGCUGCCGGACGAGACACUGUCGGUGAUCGCGCCGUUUCUGGCUGCCCGUGCCGCCAGCACGCCCAUUGUGCUGGACCCGGUGUUUGUGGCGAAGAACGGCGACCGGCUGAGCUCUGUGGCGGCGCUGAGAAGGACGGUCGAGCUGUUCAAACAUGCGGCCCUCGUUACCCCGAACUCGCGCGAGGUGGAGGUUUUGCUGGCUGUGCUGCGCAGCUCGGACCCUUCCGUGGAGGAAAUCACCAUUGCCACGGCGGACGAUUUUUACGAGGCCGCGCGCGUGCUGGGGUCGAGGUUCAAGGUCGACGUGCUGUUCAAGGGCGGGCUUGUUCCGGUGAACGAGAAUCUGGUUGUUGACCCGGAAAACCCCGUGUAUAUUCUGAACGUGCUGUACGAGCACAGAUCAGGAAAAACCACUGUUUUCCGGUCGAACCACAUCGACUCGCCAAAUUUGCACGGAACAGGGUGCACGCUGAGCUCGGCGGUCGCGUGCAAUCUGGCCCGCGGGGCGUCUCUGGCCGCCGCGGUUGAAAACGCCAUCGCGUUCGUCAACGAGGCCAUCAGACACGCCGAGGUGAAGCCCAACGGGCCGCUGAACCACAUGUGGGCGAUCAGCCGCCCGCAGGACGCGCGCAGGGACGCUGGCCUGCUGUCGUUUCUGCUCAAUCACGAAAAAGUCGUCCCACACUGGCAAAAGUACACCAAUCACCAGUUUGUGCAGCAGGUGAUGGAAGACACGCUGCCGGUGGAAAAAUUCAAUUAUUUCCUCAAACAGGACUACCGCUAUCUGCAGGCGUACCACCGCGUGCACGUGAACCUGCGCAGCAUCACCGAGUCGCAGGAGCUGCAGGAGUACGUGGACAACAUCCUGGGCAAUAUAGAGACCGAGAUGGAGAGACACAGGGGCAAGCUAAAAAGCAGAUGGCCCGACCUGGAUCUGGAGGAUAUUGUGGCUGGGCGUGCUACGCUGAAUUAUAUCAACUAUCUGGUGGAGCUGUACGAGAAGACACACGACUGGCUGCUGUGCAAGACCGCGCUGAUGCCGUGUCUGAUCGGAUAUAAUCAUGCUGCUGCCAAUGCGCUGAAUAACGGCACGAAAUUUUUGGUAGCAGACCCAGAAAACAACUCCAGAACUCUGGCGAGGGCACGCAAAUUGCAGGAAGACGCGGAGAAUGGCGGGCUGCCGUACACGGUCGACCCAGGCUCCGCGACACAAAAAAUGUACCGCGACUGGCUCAGCGACUACGUGGCUCCGUGGUAUUUGGACGCCUGCAAGCGCGGCGAGCAGGUGCUCAACGAUUACUUCGACGAGUACGUCAGCAGAAAGCAGCACGAGGACGGGUUCGAUAAGGGCAAACUCAUGGACACUUUGGCAGACAUAUUCGCCAAGGUGUCCAGCUUGGAAGCAAGCUUUUGGGAUGAUUGCAUCAAUUAUCCUGAAAAUAUAAAUUAA
Molecule: messenger RNA, 1743 nt
Organism: Ogataea angusta
Lineage: Eukaryota; Fungi; Ascomycota; Pichiomycetes; Pichiales; Pichiaceae
Exons: 1
Coding region: 1-1743 (580 amino acids)
Biological process (GO): thiamine biosynthetic process
Cellular component (GO): cytosol
Molecular function (GO): phosphomethylpyrimidine kinase activity; hydroxymethylpyrimidine kinase activity
Source: RefSeq, a predicted model, not a curated record